Molecule: messenger RNA, 7321 nt
Organism: Dermatophagoides pteronyssinus (European house dust mite)
Lineage: Eukaryota; Metazoa; Arthropoda; Arachnida; Sarcoptiformes; Pyroglyphidae
Product: dedicator of cytokinesis protein 7-like
Biological process (GO): positive regulation of GTPase activity; small GTPase-mediated signal transduction
Molecular function (GO): guanyl-nucleotide exchange factor activity
Source: RefSeq, a predicted model, not a curated record
ACAAACAACCAAAAAAAAAAAAAAUAUUAACAGUGUAGAUUUUUGAAAAAUUAGUUUUACUUAAUCAUUCAUUCAUUCAUUUAGUUUAUAAACAAUGUCAAUGACAGGCCGUAGAGCUUUUGCCAGUAAAAUAAUCAAAGAUAGCAAUGUCGAUAUUCGUCAUAGACUGGCCAAAAUUUUAGCAUCAGCUUCAACAACAGCAUCGAUUAUAACGAAUAAUAACAACAACAACAACAAUAAUAAUAAUAAUAAUAACAACAGUGAUGAUUGUUUUGGUGAGGAUAAAACCACCAUGAUGACAACCAUACUUUGUCAUCAAAAUGCCAUCGGUGAUGAAAAUUUAACAAUCAAUAAUGUUAAUCUUGGUAAUAGUUUAUAUUGUGAAACAUCAAUCAUUGAUCUAGUUGAUCCAAUUGAUGAUUAUGAAGAUUAUAUUGCGAAACAUUCGAAUCGUAUUGAACAGAAUUUACGUUCAGUAUUAUUAUUUCCAUUUGAUGAUAUUAUGGUUGAAAAAUAUCAACCACCAUUACGUACAUUAGAACCAGAAUCAUUACCAGAAUUUCAUAAUCUACGUAUUUCGGAAGAUCCUUAUAUACAAUGUAUUGGUGCCUGUAAUCUUAAAUCAUUGAUUGUAAUUAAACAAUAUGAAAAAAAUAUUGAAUAUUUAAAAUUAGAACAAAAAGAACGUUUUAAACAAUUAAAACAUCAAGAAUAUGAAAUAGAUUCAAAAUGUUCUAUACGAACAAAAAAUGAAUCAUUAUCAGUAAUUGAAUCACCAACACCAAAUACAAUAUAUUCAUUGGAAACAUCAACAAAAAAUACACCACGUCCACAAUCAUUGAUUUCAUCUACAUCCACCGUACGACCACCAUUAGCAUCGGAUGAAGAAGAUUUUACUACCGAUGAUGAUAAUAAUAAUAAUGAUAAUGAUGGCGAUGGUGAUGAAGAUCGUGGCUGUCGUACACCAUUAGCUGUAGAAUUGAUUAAUCAAUCUGUUUGUGAUAAUAUUUCCCUUAAUCAAAAUCGUAAUAGCUGGACAUUUAUCGAUGGUGAUGAUCAACAACAACAACAAACAUCUAAUAAUAAAAACGAUAAAAAACAACAGCUGUUUUUUAUCAAAAAUCCUACAACAAACACCAAUGAUGAUCAUAUUGAUAAUAUUUUGGAAAAAAAUUAUGAUGAAUAUUUUACUGAACUUAAUAUAAAUUAUGACCUUACCGAACAGGAUGAUGACAAUAACAGCAACAACAACAACAACAACAAUGCACUUCCUUUAUUUUGUCUAUAUCGAUUACAACAACAAAAACAAUCAGACGAUGAAUCAACAAUGGUCAUUGAACAGCGACCAUCAAUAUCACCACCAUCCGAUGUACCACGUUAUCGAUUUCUAUUGAAAUGUCUUUCACUUGAAAUGGAUCUUUCAAUUGAACCAUUAUUUGCAUCAAUAGCAAUUUAUGAUUCAAAAUUAAAGAAAAAAAUAACUGAAAAUUUUUAUUUUGAUUUGAAUACUGAAUCAAUGAAACAUAUGUUACAAUCGCAUAUAUCAUUUCAAGAUUUAUCAACAUUAUCUAAAUCGGCUAUAUUCAAUCUAAGUCAUUUAAGUCCAGAUAUGUAUUUUGUUAUAAAAUUAGAGAAAAUAUUUCAAAGUGAUAUAAAUGAUUUGAUUGAAUCAUAUCAACGACCACCCGAUGAUUCAAAUAAAAUGGAUAGGCUGAAAAAUUUGAUAAAAAAUAAUUGUGAACGUUUAGGUCGUUAUCGAAUGUUUUUUGCUUGGGCAGUAUUUCCUUUGGUAGAUGUAUUGGGAAAUUGUUUGGCUACAACAACAACACCGACUAUAACGGAAAAAGAUUGUGAAACAUCAUUAAAUUGUAAUCGUAAUAGUUCAAAUAGUUUGGAUAGUUUAAAACGUAUUGCAAAUGAAUGUACAUCAACUUUCGUUAGGAAAGGUUCACUUGAAAGACAUUUAACAAUGACAAGUAAAGAUUAUUCUGCUAUUUCAAAUCAUUCAUCAUCAACGGAUAUAAUUACAUCAUCAUCAUCAUAUGAUCUAUGUCAAGCAUAUAAUAAAUUUAAACCGGUAACAAUAACAAGUAAAAUAUUUUAUCGUCAUGAAUCGGAAAAAUUUAGUGAUGAAGAUUUGUAUAAAUUUUUACAAGAAUUUGGACGUUCAACACAUAAUUCAAAACGUGUUCGAUAUAUACCGAGUACAUUUAAAUUGGAUAUAAGUCCUGUACGUGAUGAAAAUCAAAUUAAAUGUCGUGUAAAUCCAGAAUUGAUUCGUCUUCAUCCAUAUCAACCGAAUGAUCGUAUUAGUCCGAUUAAAGAAAUUCUUGAAUUUCGUGACCUGUUAAUACCGCAUAUUGAACAUCGAAAUCUUCUUUAUGUUUAUCCACGAUCGGUUAAUUUUACAUCCCGACAAAAUUCAGCAAGAAAUGUUACGGUAAAAAUACAGUUAUUAUCAUCGGAAGAAAAAUUCAGUGCCAUGUCAGUGAUUUUUGGUAAAUCAAGUUGCCCGGAAUAUUUAUCCGAAUCAUAUACGGCAAUCAAUUAUCAUAAUCGUAAUCCAAAUUUUUCCGAAGAAUUUAAAAUACGUUUACCAUCACAGAUGCAAAAACAAACACAUUUAUUGUUUACAUUCAUCCAUGUUCAUACUAAACCUAAAAAUGAUAUACCAAUUGAUGAAAUUGUUGGCUAUACAUGGCUGCCAUUACUACAGGAUGAUUGUCUUCAAACCGGAUCAUUUUCUUUGCCUAUCGUAUCGGAAAUGCCUACAGCCGGUUAUUCAUUUCUUAAUCCAACUGAUAUGGAUGCAAUGACUAAUCAUAAAUGGAUUGAUAAUCGUAAACCAUUGUUCAUUGUUCAUAUUGAUUCAUAUUCAAGUAUAUUUGCUCAAGAUGUUUAUGUAAAUCGAUUUUUUCGUAUUACAUCAUCAUUAGAUGGUGGUCAGAAUCAAAGUUUAUUACAUUCAGAUAAUUUUUAUGAAGAUUUUUGUCUUGCUAUUAAUGGUUUACAGAAUUCAAAUAUCGAUUCGUUAGUAAAAUUUGUUCAUAUUAUAUUGAAUCGAUUGAUUAUGUUAAUGGUUCGACCACCAUUAUCACUGUUUGAUGAACAAAAGAAUGACCAAAAUAUUUCAACGAUAUCCAAACAAUUUAAAACAUUGGUAUUUGAAACAUUAGUUUCAAUUGUUGCUAAAAUUAAUUCAAAACUUUAUUCGGAUGAUUAUUCACAAAUGCAAAGUGGAAUUUUAGCUACAUUUAUUCAUUAUCAGGUAAUUUUUCCACAACCAGAACCAACGAACAACAGUAACAAUCAUAAUCAUAAUGUGAAUGACUUGAAUCAUGAAAAAGAUGAAACGUUAAGAUCAACAUUCCAUGAAGAAAUUGUCAUACAAUGGUUAUCAAAAGAACAUUCAAAUGAAUCGACAGUGGAGAAUUUAUACAAAUAUUCAUUCUUCUUUUUUGAUUCAAUUUUUAAAAGUCUUUGUAUAACUGUUUCGUUAACAUCAAACUCAAAGAUUGUACAUCGUUUACCAAUUGAUCGAUAUUUGAAAAAUAAUCUAAAUCGAUUGAUACAUAGAAUUGGUGAUUAUAUAGUACGAGAAAUUCGUAACAAACAUUCAAAUCAUCAACAACCAUCAUCAUGUGUGAAUAUUGUUAAUCGUUCAUUAUCAUUUUUUAUUCGUGAUCUUCUUUCAAUUAUUGAUCGUCAUUAUGUAUUUAGUUUAAUGAAAAUUUAUUUAACUAAAAUUAGUAAUGCUUCAACAAUAGUUUCGACAUCGAUCAACAAUAACAACAACGGCAAACAAAUGGAUAUGGAUAGCCAAAAAAAUGAACAAAUAAAAAUCAAUGCAGAAUUGUUUGAAAUGAAAGUAUCAUUUUUACGAAUAAUUUGUGGUCAUGAACAUUUUGUUGCUUUGAAUCUUCCAUUUGGUACACCAUUAUUUGCUGCUUUAGAACAAAAUUCCAACAAUAACAACACCGGUAAUACAAAAUUUUCACCAUCUUUUUCGCUGACCAAAGAAAUGUUGGAUAGUAAUAUAUUUUCAAAUUUAAUAUUUGAUCGUAUUCGUCCUUAUUCGGAAUUAACUGAUGAAUAUCGACGUCAACAUUGGCUUAUUGGAUUAGUAUUUUGUGUUUUACUUGAAUCAUUUACAAUGACCAAAGAUUUACUGCAAAAUCGUGCUGCACAAUUAAUACGUUCAAUAAUGAAUGCAUUUGAUUGGGAUGAACGAUUUAAUAAUGAUUAUAAUGUUAAACAUCGUGCUGCUUGUUUAUUUUUACCAUUAAUUGGUAUUAUGAUUGAUGUUAUUGAUUAUUUACAUGAUGAAACAAAAAAUAAUUGUUUUUAUUCACCAAGUGAAAGUCGUAAACGACGGAAACUUAAUUCAUCUAAAGGACAAUUUCGUCAUGAUAUGGAUAGUUAUGGAUCAUUGUUUAUUGAAAAUUCUAUUGCAAUGGCAAUUGGAUCAUCAUCAUCAUCAACAACAACAACUUCAAACAGUUGUUCAUCAUCUCCACCACACAAAUUAAUAUCGCCUAGUACUUAUCGUCAAACACUUUCAUAUCAACGAAUCAAUAAAGAAGCUACUGAAACAUUAUUGUUAUGUUUGAUAUGGACCAUUGGUAAUGUUGAUCAUCGAUUAUUUAUACAAUAUUUGAAUGAAUUUUCAAAUGAACGUUUGUUAGCAUUUAUUGAAUUACUUCGUAUAACAAUAAGAAUUUUUGAAUAUCAAGGUGCUAAACAUAUACGGAAAAGUUCCAAACGAAGACAAUCAUUUCAAAAAUUAGAUGAUGCAAUUCGUAAUGGACCUGCACGUAAAGAAUGGAUUCGUCGUCGUGAAUCAUCAUCAUCACAAAGUUUUGUAUCAACAAUGAAUGAUGGUUCAAGUAAUGAUCUAAGAUUACGAUGGAAACGUAACACCACUAUUAAUCGUUAUCAUUCAAUUCAUGAUGAUUCAAAUAAUGAUUUGAAUAAUUUUGAAGAUGAAAUCAUUAUGGAAGGACAUCUUUGUACGAUGAUCAAUUUGAUUGUAUUGGAUUCAAUAACAAUGAUUGUGAAUAUUUUUCGACAACGUAUUAAAUGUAUUUCUAGUUUUGUUCGUAAUUCAUCAUCAUCAACCAAAACAACAACAACAACGACAACAUCAAGUUUAUGUUUGAAAAAUAAAUACGGUAAUGAUGAAUUUGUUGUUGCAAGUGCAUUACAUGCUUUGCUUCAAGUAUUUUCAUUACGCCAAAGUAGUCGUGUAUUGAAAGCUGCAUUCGACAUACAACGUGCCAUUCUACAUCAUUUUCCUGAAUUACUUUUUAUUGAUGAUUUACCGGAUGGUGAAUUUUGUUCCGAAUUAUGUUAUUUAUUAUUGAAACAUUGUGCAUCACAAACAUUAACUAUUCGUACAAAUGCAUCGGCAUCAAUUUAUCUGCUAUUACGACAAUAUUAUCAAUCAAAUGGUCAUUAUUCACGUAUUAAAAUUCAAAUUACAAUGUCAUUAAGUCAAUUGGUUGGUACAAGUCUUACGUUCAAUGAAAUUAAUAUCCGUAAUGCAUUGAAUAAUAUUUUAUUAUAUGCAUUGAAUGAUGAUAGUGUACGUGAAACACAAUUUCCAAAUCAAAUACGAGAAUUAGUUUAUAAUCUUAUUAUGAUAUUAUCGGAUACAAUGCAAAUGAAAGAACAUGAAAAAGAUCCAUUAAUGUUACUUGAUUUAAUGUAUCGUGUAGCAAAAGGUUAUCAAAAUUCACCAGAAUUACGAAUUACAUGGCUUGAAAAUAUGGCCCGAAAACAUUUAGAAUUAUCACAAAAAGUUGAAGCUGCACAAUGUUUAGUUCAUGCAUCAGCAUUAGUUUCUGAAUGUUUACAUAAAAUGUCACGUAGAAAUUAUCUACCGGUUUCAUGUGCUGCAUUUCAACGUGUUUGUCCAAAUGUUUUUGAAGAAAGUCUUCAUUCCAAUUCAGAUAUUAAUAUUGAUAAAAUGAAUUAUUUUAAAGAAGAUAUUGAUGAUACGAAAAAAGGAAUACAAUCAGCAAAAUUAAAUGAAUCCGGUUUGAUUGCAUUGUUGGAACAUGCAGCCGAACAUUUUGAUGUUAGUGGAAUGUAUGAAGGUGUGAAUGAAAUUUAUAAAUUACUAUUACCAAUACAUGAAACUCAUUAUAAUUAUAAAGAAUUAUCGCGGAUACAUGAUCGAUUGCAUAAGGUUUUUAUUAAAAUCGAACAACAAGAAGGAAAACGUGUGUUUGCCACUUAUUUUCGUGUUGGAUUCUAUGGAAAAUUGUUCAAUGAUCUUAAUCAAAAAGAAUUCGUUUACAAAGAACCUUUUCUAACUAAAUUACAUGAAAUUGCUAAUCGUUUGGAAACAUUUUAUGGUAAAUGUUUUGGUGCAAAAAAUGUCGAAGUGAUUAAAGAUUCGAAUAAUGUAGACAUUUCGAAAUUGGAUCCAAAUAAAGCAUACAUCCAGAUUACUUAUGUGGAACCAUAUUUUGAUUCAUGGGAAUUGGAAUCACGUAAAACUUGUUAUGAACGAAAUUAUAAUAUCAAACGAUUCAUUUAUUCUACUCCGUUUACGAUGGAUGGUCGAGCACAUGGUCAACUUUAUGAACAAUAUAAAAGAAAAACAAUACUUUCGGUUGAACAUGCAUUUCCAUAUGUAAAGACAAGAAUUUUGGUAAAAAAUCGACAACAACAUUCAUUAUUACCGAUCGAAGUGGCCAUUGAAGAUUUACAGAAAAAAACCGGUGAAUUAGCAAUGGCAGCCAAUCAAGAACCAGUUGAUGCUAAAAUCUUACAAAUGGUACUGCAAGGUUGUGUAGGUACUACUGUUAAUCAAGGUCCGGCUGAAAUUGCUUUUGUUUUUCUAAGUGAUGAACCAAAUAUUCCUGCCGGUUAUCAACGUCCAACUUUACCAUUAAAAGAUAGUUUACGAGUUGCAUUUAAAGAAUUUUGUGCCAAAUGUGGUGAAGCUUUGGCAAAAAAUCGUCAACUUAUCAACGGUAAUGAACAACAAAUUGAAUAUCAUAAAGAAUUGGAAAGAAAUUUUUGUCGUUUAACCGAAAAAUUGGCACCAUUGAUGGGUAUGGCCAAUGUAAAACAUUCACAAGCACUUUUGCAGGAUAGUUAUUUUGGUCCAGGAUUUUCGAUAACAUCCCGAAGUAAUAAUAACAGUCCAUUGAAAGGAAUGAAUGGUUUUGAACGUCUAUCUCGAAUCUGAUCUCAACACACACACACACUAUUUCGACAUUGGGUCACAUUUUUCUAGUCAAAAAAAAUUUUUUUUUUACUUAUUAUUUUUUUCUUUUCUAAAAAAAAAUCAUUUUUUCUUUUUUGAUAU